AGUUGUUUCUAAAUUAUCUUCAGACACGUUGAUGCAACCACAAGAUUUAGAAGCCUCUUCAUCGGCACCCACAGAGAUCACAUCGGCAUCAUCGACAGCACAAGCUAGUGAUGAUAGCAUAAAAAAAAUUGUUGACGAGGCAAGAAGCAUCCAGGCACUGUUACGAGACUAUCAACAGCGAAAUGAGUCCUUGAAAGGCGUGUUAUCAGGUUUUGUGCAUCGCGAGAUUGAUGAACACGCAAAGCUCUUGCAUCUGCGAGCUGCGGUCGAUCAAGCUGAGCUCGCGGCUCUGAGGAACUCGCAAUAUAUGGAAUACGUAUCAAAGCAUGCGAAACAGGAGCAACCGCACGUUUUUUCUGCUGCAUCCUCUCCUGACGUUUCAGCGAACGCUGCAUCAGCACACCGAGAGCAAAGCUCACCACAUUGCGUAACAGGCUCAACAUCGAAAAGCAAGGUUUGGUGGGUUGAAAAACUAGAAAAGGCCGACUCGGCCAAGUUUCGCGGUUGGCUGCCUGACAGUGUUUUGGCGCUGAACGGCGAAGAGAGUGUCACGCACGUCUGGCUAGGUUGGAAAAAUGCCACGAGCGCGUCAGAGGAAGCAUUUACCAAAGUCGUGGACCGCGUGUACUCUUGCUCCAAUACACACCCCUCCACCGCUGAAGCAGCGUUCAGCUGUUUUGGAAACGGAUUCCUGUGUACCACACCCGCUGAAGUAGAUGCAAAUGUCUUCGCUAGUUUAGAGAAAAAAGUUUCUUUUAUUGUCACCGCAGCAGACAACUUCGCUUACUCUGAAAACGAUGAAUCUGCGUUUGACAGCCUAACGCGAAGAAUCGCAUGGAUGACGUCCCUGUAUAACACCGAAUUAUACGAUGCUGUUGCAAUGUCGCGCGCGUGCUUUGUUGAUAACAUGUGGCCUAAGCAUGUAGCAGGCGCAGCCAAUGCGACAUACAACGCAACCGUUGCCGAUGGACUUCGACUUUGCGGCGAUGACAGGGAUACUUUAGUUUUUGUCAACCCCGAGAGGUUGCGGACAACGAUUACCAUUCGCGGUUUUUUCUUCCACGGAGACGUGGGUCUCGUCGAGCAACUCGGUGCCGAGGUCGACAUGACGGCUCUGUUUUUGUCAACUGAUCAUCACUUUAGAGCGAAUGAGGAGUGCAGAACUUGGGCUCGCAGCAGCAUUGUCCGCACGCUGCGCGCUCUUUAUGCCGCUCUCUCUGCCCAAACUUCUGAAAGCGGGAAGGUAGUCGAUGCCUCCGCGACGACUAAUUUGGUGCUCACGGUAGCCCUUAACCUACCGCCUUCAAAGAACGGUCUUUUUGAUGGAGUCUUGCUAGAUGCUCGCCCAAUCAGCCCUCAGUUACCUUUUGAGGGUCGCACAACGUGGAUGGAGGUGUGCGCCGUGGGCAGACAGAAGGACGGCGUGUGCACAACCGUUGAGGACAGCAAAAAUGCUGAAAAGCAAAACGCACCGCAUGACGUGUUCGACGAAAAUGUGGUUUUCCGGCUUGCCUAUCUUCCAGUUGCCUUUGUGCAACCGUACGAUGCGAUUAGCCAACGGAUUUUCCCGCUCCUUAACGAGGCAAGCAAAUCACGGCUUGGCGGCUCAGCUGGCGCAACAGGUUCGUCAGGAGACAAGCGCCACAAAGUAUCAGCGCUGCGCUCGUUGCCUGCGACGUUCGUAACGAUGGCAUCUCUGUGCGUUGGUACUGCCUCCUGCGUAGCGCUAGCGGUUGGCGUUCUGCGUUGGCUCUGGCGGCCAUAA
This is a messenger RNA of Leptomonas pyrrhocoris, 1765 nucleotides long. RefSeq lists its product as hypothetical. The record is from RefSeq and is a predicted model, not a curated record. NCBI's taxonomy places the organism in Eukaryota, Euglenozoa, Kinetoplastea, Trypanosomatida, Trypanosomatidae. The coding region runs from base 32 to 1765 and encodes 577 amino acids. The transcript has a single exon.